AUGGCAUUCCAUCAAUUUAACGAAGAUAUAAUUGGAUUAAUUUCAUCGUUUUUGCCAUAUGAUGAAAUAAUUAAAAACUUAAGAAAUGUGAAUAAAAUAUGGAGAAAUUCAAUUAAUAACUCCUAUGAAUGUUGGUUAAAUAUAGAUUUGACUGAAACUAUGACUGAAUUUCAAAGUUCUAAGGAAGACAUUCUGCUUGACGAAAUUAAAAUUUAUAGUAAUAUUAUUUCAAGUAUAAGAUUGUCAAAUCCAAAAAAUAAUAUCAGUGGGUUUUUGAGUAAAAUGAUUCUAAUAGAAAAUAGUGACAAUAAUGAAAGAUAUAAAAUGUGGAAUAAAUUGGAAAAUAUAGAAAUUUAUAAUAAAAGUUUAAUAAUACCUAUAAAAAAUCACAAAAAUUAUAAUCUUCUUCCUUUCAAAUCUUUAUUUCGUCUUGGAAUUAAUGAAAAUAUUCUACAAUUAUUGAAAAAUUAUGAAAUUUCAAACCAAGAAAAUAAUUAUGAAUGUGAAAAUACUUAUAAUACCAAAUUUUUAAUGAAUAGUUUUACCAAUAUUAUUAAUUAUUAUCCAUUUAAAUCUGUUAAAAGAAUAAUUAUCGACUAUCCUAUCAGUACAAAAGAAUUAAUUAUAUUAAGUAACUGUUUUCCUUGCCUGAAAGAUAUUGUGAUUACAAGACUUUUUCAUGAAAAAAAUAUUGAUGAUCAUCAUCAAGAACUUAUUGAAAGAGGAAUUGAAUCAAGUAAUGAAUCUAGAUUGAGAAAUGAUUAUGCCACACUCCAAGAUGAAAAUGAGUUCUAUGCAAAAAAUGAAAUCGUCUCUUGUUGGGAAGCAAUUUAUAACUUUCUACAAGUUAUACCCCCAAAUCAACUCAGAAUCCUUCAAUUUAAUGUUAUACCUUCUCCAAAUCCAAAUUCUGGAAAAUGGAUAACUGAUAGCACUAUUUCAAGAUUACUUACAGAAAAUACCCAAAAUAACAGUAGCUUUAUUAUCAAUAAUAAUAAACACUGGAAUAUUCAUAAUAGUAAUAAAAACAAUAAUCAAAUCAUGUUAUUUACUGAUUCAGAUGAUCACGAUGAUAAAAGUGAAAACCAAAUAUUUAAAUCCCUUGAAAUAUAUAAAGCCAUUAAAAGAAGUAAUAGGGAAUAUAUUGAUUAUAAAAAUAAAGUCAUGAGAGCCAACGAGUAUUAUAAUAAUUCAUCAAUGAUGAAUAAUGAAGUUGGAAUAUUUAAUCAUUCUAAUUCAAUGAUUCAUUUUGAUGAAGUUGGAGAUAAACUAAUCAAGUAUAUACUUGAUAUGCAUUCAGAUUCUUUAGUUGCAUUAUCAUGCCCAGAUCUAGAGGUUUCUUAUUCUUUAUAUAAAAGAUUAUUAAAUCAAUGUCCAAAACUUAAACUCUGGGAUUUACCAGGGUGGAGAAUAUUCUCAUGUAUUAAUUAA
Molecule: messenger RNA, 1431 nt
Organism: Cryptosporidium ubiquitum
Lineage: Eukaryota; Apicomplexa; Conoidasida; Eucoccidiorida; Cryptosporidiidae
Exons: 1
Coding region: 1-1431 (476 amino acids)
Source: RefSeq, a predicted model, not a curated record